Molecule: messenger RNA, 7375 nt
Organism: Mobula hypostoma (lesser devil ray)
Lineage: Eukaryota; Metazoa; Chordata; Chondrichthyes; Myliobatiformes; Myliobatidae
Gene: plekhg4
Product: pleckstrin homology domain containing, family G (with RhoGef domain) member 4
Exons: 24
Coding region: 135-6704 (2189 amino acids)
Molecular function (GO): guanyl-nucleotide exchange factor activity
Source: RefSeq, a predicted model, not a curated record
CUGGUGUGUUGCAAUUUAUUCAUCAACUUUUACAGUUAUCAGAAUUCUUUAGGAACUAUCACAGAGCCAAGGCCGAAGAAAAGAAAUGUCAAAUUGGAAAACACCAAAGGAAAAUAUGAAAUGUCUUGAAGAAAAUGGAUUCUGAGUCCUUGGAUACGUGUAUUCAGAAUACUCUGUCAACACUUUAUCCUCCCUUUGAGGCCACAGCAUCCACUGUUCUCUGUCAGGUUUUUGAUGUAGUGGAGAAAACAUAUUGUGGUGAUGGAUUGUGCUACCUUAUUGAUUUCCUCGUCCCUGCUAAACACAUUCUGCAGUGCAUCCAGCAAGACGCUUGUUUUCAAUAUUGUGGAUUACUAUUCCGUUAUGAAGGCUGGCCUUUAUGCAUCUCUGAAAAAAUUGUAAUACAGCUCUCUGCACUUGACUGGCAAACUUUAAAACCUGGUGAUUUCUACCUUCAAGUUGUUCCACAUUUGGAAAAGACACCACGUAUUAUAUUAAAAUGCCUUGCAGCCAAUGGUUACAAUGUGGAGGAAAUAUUAAUUCCAGAGGUCUCUUAUACUUGUAUCUUCACUAUGGAAUGGUUGGACAAUAUUAACAAGAGACGGAUAGGAACAACUUUACAAAAUUGCCUGUUAUCUACUGACAACACUAUUUUUCGAGUACCUUGGGAAAAGGUGGUAACUCCUGAAUUUAUUGACAAACCAAAAAUGAUAGGAAGCACGUCAUCAGUAAACUGGACUGUGGAUCAAGAAGUUGUUGGCAGCAAUUCAAACAAUAUACAGAUCAGCAAUUACAGUGGACAAGUAGAAAACCCAUCUGAAACAAAACCAAACAUAUUUACAAAAGAAAACCAACUGAAGGUCCAGCAAAUUAAUCUUACAAGGGGUUUACAUCAUCCUGUAAGUAAUAUUGCAGAUUCUUUACUUAAUUCAACAGCAGCCAGUUUAAGAGAGCUUGAAACAGAAUAUGUAGAAAUUAAUCAAAUUUCAGUAAGUGAUAGUGAUUUGUCAUCACAAGCGAGCAGUUCAAGUUCAGACUUGCAACAUGCAUUGAGAACUAAUGAAACAUCAGAAGUGAUUCCUUUUGAACCUUUGAAUAUCAACACUUGCAACAAGAAAUCAAUUUAUUUAAAUUAUAUGGAAACAUCUUCAACUGUAGCUUGGCCCAAUUUAGAAAGAAUACAUAAUCCAUUUAAAUUUCUUGCUGGUGACACAGAGGCAUUCAAUCAGCAAUCACUUACAGAUACUAUUAACAGUAUAAAUAAAGAACUUGCAAAAUUAGAGCUGUCUUCAUCAAUGGAAACUGAUCUUCACAAAAGCAAAAUGCAACAGGAUUUUAAUUUUUGCUGUGAAAAUAUGCAUAUUUUAUUUAGUCAGACCACAGAUAGCAUAGAGGAAAUUGUAAACAGCCAGCCUUUAGAAUCAGUGGUCUGUAACCAGACACAGACUUCUGCUCAAGAUUCACAAGACGGACAAUUUCAUGGUUCAUCUGGUAAUCCAUUAUCUACACCAUGUAAUAAAAAUAUAAUUGAUAUGAAAUCACAUAAAGAAAUGCAAGAGUUGUCUGAAGCAGAUACAAUAGAAAAUGCUCACUGUAAGUACACAGAAAUUGGAAAACAGGAUUUUCACUUAAAUCAGUUGACUGACUGUAAUGUAGCUAACACUGGUGAACUUGUAAAUAUUGUUGUGAAUUCACCAUCAGAGUACAAGCAGUCGUCAGCUAAAAACUCAGAACAGAAAAUUGCAAUGGCCCAACAAUCGGCGUAUUCUGAGCAUAUACAGUUUAAUGGGCAGAAUGUUAUCCAAAAAGUACCCUUUAUCAAAAAUACAAAUCAACCAAAUUUUGUUCAUGCAUGCGCUGAUGUGCAUUUAGAUGGCUGCAGAAUCUCUUCAUCCCAGUUCUUAAACUUUGAAGGGACUAUUUUAUGUGAAGACUUUGCACUUGUUGAAAAUAUAGAUUCUUCUUCAAAACUCAGCCAUAACCAUAAUGUGAUGAAAGUUGAUCACUUGAUUAAAGAUGUUGAAUCUAUAAUUUUGCAACUGGAUAAUAGCAGAAACAAUACAUUAUUAAAUCAAGGAACAAGCUCUAUAUUUGGUGACAAUUUGCAGCCACGUUUGUCAGAGCACACUGAGUGUACAGAAACACAUGGGUCCAAAUGUAUGACACACUUAGAACGAGAUCAUGUGUUUCUGACAGAGGAAAAUGCACAAUUGCACGAAUGUUCUGUUAUAAAAUUACUAACUAAUCAGCAAUUUCAAGUUGAUGCACUGCAUCAGGGGUCUGAACAUGUGGAACAUGGAAAUAUAAAUAACUUACAGAGCGAAUUCUGCAAACAAAAACUCAGUGACAGUGAAGAUUUGAACCUGAUUGACACCCGUAAUGUAAUGUUACUUGAAGAAGAACAACAAGCACAAGAGAAUAGAUACCUGUCAGUACAGACCUUGGAAAAUGAGACCACUGUGCAGAAUAUCUUGGGAUUCGAUGCUGUAAAGGAAGGUCAAAGUAAGCACUAUUCUACUGUUGAAGAGUAUUGGUCAAAUGUGGAAACCACUGAGUCUAGCAUUAUUCACUCAACUAUAAUGGAUAUAGAAGAGCAGGAAUUGACUUCUGCAAAUGAAGAGAGAAAUGAAAAAAUACCAUUUGCUGAUAAAAAUAGACAAGAUUCGAUAAAGCUGUGUGCUCAAUCAUCACAGGGCUCUUCAGAGGAUCUUAAGGAGCAAGGAGACUGUCUAAUUGGGAAUAAGUUGGAAGGAAUUGGUUCAAUAUCAAAUGAGACACUGGAUACAGUAAAAGGAAGUACAGAAGAUGAAAAUCUCAACCUAACAGAUGAACCACCAAAAAUCUCACUAAUUACAGAGCGUAUUGUAAACAGGCAAGAACUGCUGACAGUUGAACAACCAGCGAUCUCACCUCCCUUACUCUUAAAACCUUAUCUGCCAACACUGUGCCAUGAAAUCAACUUUGAUGUUCUGAAAUCUGGGGUAGCAUAUUUGAGUGGGGCCAGAGAUAGAUCUGGUCGUGCAGUGGUAAUAGUAACAACGAGGAAUACCGUUUGGCUGAAUCCACAUUGCAACGUAGCUGAACUUGUGCGUCUCCUUGUCUACUUUUAUAGUCUUCCCAGACAAGAAACCCAGAGUGCAGGACUGACCAUUUUAGUGGAUGCACGGCGUUGCUCCCCUGUGUCAGCAUUAUCUAAAGCUUUCAAUAUCUUGCAGGGCACAAUUCCCAACUGCGUCCAUAUUGUUUUGCUGCUGGUUGAACGAGACCAUGUAUUCCGCUUUGAGAAACCAACUUCCAUGCAGUUUGAAACUCUGACUUCAUUGAAGUCACUACAUAAACACAUAGAAAGCAAUCAGUUGCCACCAGAACUUGAUGGAACUUUCCCCUACUGUCACAGUAGCUGGGUUUGCUUUCGUAUGAAACUGGAACAGCUUAUGCAGGGAUGUAAAGAUGCACAUAGUCUCAUCCAAAGUAACAUAGUGAACCUGAGAUCAAGUAAACUGCCAGAAACUACUGAGGAGGCUAGAGUACUUUUGCAGCAAUAUAAGCAACUUAUGAACAACGUACUGGAAGAUAGGAGUUUAGUAAAAUUGCAGCUUGAAGGAGGAGUAAUCCUUGCCAGACUAAGAAAAGAGGAGUCAUGUAUCACAUUAUUAUUUUCUUACAGAGAUACAGUUGAAACCGUAACAGAAUUGUAUAACAAAGUGGAAGAGGGAAUCCAUCAGCUGGUUAUGUUAUCUAAUAAGCGCAUUCAGGAAUUAGAAUUUCUGAUGGAGUUUAAAAAACAUGAAGGAGAGUUGAAGGAGGUGAGUAGCUGGAUUGAGCAGAUUGGAGAGAAGCAACUGGAGAGGAGUGAUCAAUUGGAGGAUUCACUGGAUUUAUUGCAAAGCACUCAGAAUGAGUUCAAGAACUUUUACAAUAUUGCUCAGAAGUAUUGUAUGAAAGGCAAGGACCUCUUGAAGAAGCUGGAACCAUGGCAGGACUUUAAGUCAUCAAAAUUGCAGGCUUGUGAAGUAAAGCUGCAAGCAUACAGAAAGCAUUUUGGGGAAUUUGUAAAGAACCUGGAUGAAAGCAAACUGAAGAUUGACAAGACUUUAUCGCUAUAUGAAUUUUUUGACAAGGCUUACGCGUGGGCUCUGGAAGGUAUGCGGCACCUUGCAUGUAUUAGUAUGGAUGAUUGCUAUUCCCCAGAAUGUUGUGGACCUAUUGUAAAAUAUCUGGAAAAUCAUCAUUGUCAACAUCCUGAAAUUCCAGAUACUAAAUUUCAAGAAAUGAAAGAAUUGGCAUGUGAAUUAAAAAGUGAGAAGGGGAUGAAACAGUGGAAGUUUGCUUGGUCCAAAUGCCAAGAGACAAAGCUCAUCUUUGAAAAGAAACUAGAAGCUGCAUUGCGGACAAGAAUGUCGAUGUCAUCGGAUCAUAAACUUUCUAAAUUUGAAAGUAUGACAACUGAGAAUUUAAGUGUAGGACCCAGGAGGCAUUCCAAUAGUAUGAAGCUAAAUUUACAAUGUGACCGAGCUAUUGCAGGUUCAAACAGUAGUAUUUAUUCUCCAAGCAACAGAUCAACGAAUUGUAAUGGGUGGAAGAAAGACAAAUUCUCACCACAAUCAUCAGACAUUUGUUACGGGACUGUAAAUAAUGACGAAGUUUUUUUUCCUGAAACUACUUCCAGCAAGUAUUCAACUGCUUGUUGCCAGGGCUUUAAUCAAAUGGGAGAAGGAAGAGUGUGUGCCUCUGUUCACAUGUCAACACCAGAAGCUUGCAAACAAAUGCAGGGUACGUUUGAUAAAGAAGCCAAAUGUGAAAAUAGUGUCAACUUUUCUCAUAAAAAAAUGAAAUGUUUUUCAGUGCCAGAGUACCAGAAUCAACAUCAGAAAAAGUUACUACAUAAUGCACAGAGUUUUGAUUGUUCACCUGAUGAUACAUUCAGUUACAGUUUGCGUCAAAGAACUUCUACUGAUCCUACAAAGCAUGGAAACACAGGUGUGUUCAUUAAAGGGCUUGAAGUGAGCAGCACUGAACUUUCUGAUAGACCUUGUAUCUCUAGGCAGCAACCAUUGUUCAUUUGGACUGAAAAUCAAGCAGAAAGUUACAGAAGUUAUAUUCCUUUACCAGAGGCCAAGGCUGAGGUUAGUAAACUGAGGCACAUCAUUGAUGAGAUGGUUGUCACAGAACGUGAGUAUGUUAAAUCUCUCAAGUACAUCAUUGAUAACUACUACCCAGAGAUGGAGCGUUUGGACCUUCCUCAGGAUCUGCGGGGGAAACGCAGUGUCGUCUUUGGAAACUUACAGAAGCUUUACAAUUUCCACAGCCAGUAUUUCUUGAAAGAAUUGGAAAGUUGUAUUAACCAUCCAUUACGUGCCAGCCAUUGCUUCCUCAGACAUCAAGACCAAUUUGGCAUGUAUGCAUUGUACAGCAAGAACAAACCAAAAUCUGAUGCUCUGCUAGCUAGCCAUGGGAACACUUUUUUCAAGUACAAGCAACUACAACUGGGAGACAAAAUGAAUCUGGCUUCCUACUUACUGAAGCCCAUCCAGCGAAUGAGCAAAUAUGCCCUCUUACUGAAGGAUUUAAUCAAGGAAUGCACUGAGGCUCAGGAACAGGAGCUGAAUAAUCUCAGGGCAGCAGAAGAAAUGAUUAAAUUUCAGCUUCAGCAUGGCAAUGAUUUGUUGGCGAUGGAUGCUAUUAGGGAUUGUGAUGUGAACUUGAAGGAGCAGGGACAGUUGGUUCGCCAAGACGAGUUCAUUAUCUGGUCUGGCCGCAAAAAGCACUUGCGGCAUGUUUUUCUGUUGGAAGAUCUUAUUCUUUUCAGCAAACCUAAAAGGAUUGAUAGUGGACUUGAUGUCUAUAUCUACAAGCAUUCUUUCAAAAUGGCAGAUAUUGGCUUGACUGAAAGUAGUGGUGAAAGUGGAACACGAUUCGAAAUCUGGUUUCGUCGUCGAAAAACCAGUGAUACCUAUAUUCUUCAGGCAAAUUCUCAAGAAGUUAAACAGGCCUGGACAAAAGAUAUUACAAGCAUCUUAUGGCAACAAGCUACCAGAAAUAAAGAGGUCCGAAUACAGGAAAUGGUGUCAAUGGGAAUUGGUAACAAGCCAUUCUUGGACAUUAAACCAAGUGAGGCUGCGAUCAGUGAUCGAGCCAUUGAUUAUAUUAUAAAAGGCAGAGGAGCACGAACCAGGGCUUCAAUUGCAGUGUCAUUAUUUGAUCACACAAAUCCAUUUAGAAGACGACAGAGUACUUCAAGUAAAAGCAGUCCUUCAGCUGGUGGCCCAUCCUCAUCUUCAUUUUUGGGACCUCUUAACCUACAUAUGUACACCAACCAGGCAUUGCUGUCAGGGGUGAGCAAUGUAAUAACCAGUGAACGACCAUUUGAUAUCAACGUUUACCCCGAGGAUGAUGAACUGGAGCAUGAGACAAGCAGCCAGCCUUCCAUGACAACCGAAAGCUCAGAGUCAUCUUUCCAUUGCAUAUCUGGUAGUGGUUCAAGUGGGUCUGAUAGUGGCUGUGUCUCCAGUCUUCUUCCUGAAAAUCUGUCUGAAGAGACAGGAUCUCCUUCUGAUACAUCUGCCUCCUAUUCCUUCCUGGAGUCUAAGCAGAGUUCUUUUACUCCUUCUACAAAGGAAGAUAAACCUCGAUUCUCAAAUCGGCAAUAUAUUUCAACGCUGCAAUCAACUCAAAUUGCUAUUAGUCCAUCCACAGUGGUCUAAGAGUUGUGCUCCACAUCCUGCUUUGUCAAAAUUUCAUACAGGUCUAUUACAGGAAGGGAAGGCUAAUCUCUUCAACAUCUGGAAUCAAAAAUGGAGCAUGAUCUGGUACCCCUAAGGUACAAAUGUAAAUUGUAUGAAAUGACUGCAACUCAGCCACCUGAAUUUAAGUUUUGCUUUUCUGGAUGUUUGCAAAUUUGAUGAACAAUGUAAUAUUAUCUAAAUUAUACAAGUAGACAAUGUGUAAACUUUUUUGUUCUGUUCGAUAAAAGUUCAUUAUACAGAUAAUUUACUUGGUACUGUUAGCGAUUUCUAAGUGUUUUGCAUAAACUGAUUUUAGUAGGUUACUAAAACCCUAUUUGUUGAAUAAUGGUUGCUUUUUACACAGGCAACAAUUUAGAUAGGUAGCCAAUUGACCAACAUUAAUAAUAAAAUGAUUUUUUUUAAUAGAAGUUACAUAAUUGUUUCUGUUGCAUCUGUAAAUAUUGCACUUAGCCCAAAUGUUGUUUUUGAGUGGGAGAGAAAUAAAAGCUUUCUUCUCAACAGGGAAAUCACUAAAGUGCCAUUAAUUGUUACUUACUUAAGUAACAUUGAGUUAAUUUACUGGUAAGAAUGUACAUGUUGUUAUCCAGUAAAAUGAGAAUAUACUUUUACAGUUGUUUAUUAAACAUUGA